AUGGAUUUUGAUUUUCCCGGUUAUAUUAAAUGCAGUCAAUGUCAAACAAUAGUAGCACAAAACGAUAAACGUGAUCAUAUACUUCAUUGUCGACCAAAAUCAAUAACACAAUCAAUGAAAAAAUGUCUUAUUUGUCAAGAAGAUGUUGAGGAUUUAAUUUCACAUUGUGAAAAUUGUCGUCCUAAUGAGGAAACGAAUAAUUCAGGAUAUGCAACUCCAAGAGCUCAAACACCUGUAGAACAAUAUAAUGGAAGAAAAAAACAUUGUACUCUAUGUAACAAAGAUAUAGAUGAAUCAAUUUAUGUCGAACAUAUUUCAAAUUGUUCUACUGAUAAAAUGUCAAUAGAUGAUAAUCAAUCAAAACUAUUAACUAAUAAUUCAAACUAUGAAAAUUCUUCUUUUCAAAGAAAUCAAAAUAAUAAUUCAAGAGAAUCAAAUAAAAAACAAACAAAACUUUGUCUUUUAUGUUCGAAACAAAUUGAUGAAUCCAUUUAUAAAGAACAUAUUGAAUCUUGUUCAGAUAAUCAACAAGAUUCAGCAUUGAAUGAGAAUAAUUAUACAAAUCAUAAUGAAACAUUUCAACAAACACAAAAUUCUUUCGAUAAUAAUAAGACUUCAACAAAAAUAUUUCCUCGUAUAGAACAAAAUCAAACAAAACAUUGUAUUUUAUGUGAUAAAGAUAUAAAUGAAUUAGAUUAUAAAGAACAUGUUUUAUCUUGUGGAAGUGAUGAAAAUCCUUCUAUUUCUAAAAUUGAAGAAUCUAAUUCACCAAAAAAACAAUGUAUUUUUUGUUCAAAAUAUAUCAAUCAAUCAGAACUGAGUGAUCAUAUAGAAUCUUGUUCAAAUAAUCAACGACCAAUAUCGAUUAAAAUUGAUGAUAAUAAUAAUAUACCUACUAAAAGACAUUCUUCUCAAAUUGCUUCAACAUCAACAAUUCCAAAAAGUAAACAAAAAAAAGAUUAUUCUCAAUCAUUUGAUGAUGAACAAUCACAAAAUCAUAAUAGAACUUAUUCACGUCAACCAUUGACUAAACAAUAUUCAUAUAAUCAACAAAAAUUUGAAAAAACAUCAAGAAAAGAUUGUAUUAUUUGUUUUAAAUCAAUUGAUGAAUUGGAAUAUAUGGAUCAUGUAUCAAAUUGUACACCUGAUGAUUCAGAUAUAGAUCAAAAUCAAAUAAAUAAUUCAAAUUAUUCUACAAAAGAUGAUAUUGGAAUAACAAAUAAUAAUAAUAAUAAUAUAAAAAAGAAAAAAGAUUGUAUUAUUUGUUUUAAAUCGAUUGAUGAAUGUGAAUAUACUGAUCAUGUAUUGAAUUGUUUACCUGAUACUCCAAAUAAGAAUGAUAAUCAACCAAUAAAAUCAAGUUAUUUUUCAAAAGAGAAUAAAAAUCAGAUGGAAACAUCAGCUUGUGCCAAUGUUAAAACACGAAAAGAUUGUAUUAUUUGUUUUAAACCAAUUGAUGCAUCUGAAUAUAUGGAUCAUGUUCAAGCAUGUCUUGGUGAUACAGAUAAUCAACCAUCAACUUCAUCAUAUAGAAUCAAUUCAAAAUGUUUUACAUGUAAUCGUUUUAAAAAAGAUGAAAAUGAUUUAUUUUAUGAGAUCGCAUGUCAUUCUCAUCAUAAUCAUUGUUUAUUAUGUUUAAAACAAUCAAUGGAAGAAUUUGUACGAAAUCGUCAAGUACCAGUUUGUCAUAAGAGUAAAUGUGAUUAUGAAUUAUCUCGACAUGAUAUAUCAUCAAUUCCACUUGAACGUCGUUUAUCUGAUCGUCUUUUCAAACUUGUUAAAGGUCAACAAAGACCAUUUUGUUCUAAAUGUCAUUUUUAUAUCAAUAUUGAUGAAAAUGAAAAUUUUGAUGAACAUUUUGAAUCAUGUGAAGAUCUUAUUCCUUGUGAAUAUUGUCAUUUACCAUAUCCAUUUCAACAAUUACAAAUUCAUACACAACAAUGUAGAAAUGAAAAAAUAUCUCGUCAAGAAAAAUUAACAAAUUUUAUUUUAACAAAAACCAAAUAUCCAUUUACAAAAGAACAAAUUAGAUUUUAUAUUCAAUUACAAAUUAAUAAUAAUCAACAAUCAUCAUUAGAUCCUUUUACAAUUAUACAAGCACUUGCUGAAUAUGGAGCAAUAUUUCCAUUUGAUAUGCCACGACGAGAUUGUGAUAUUUGUAUGGAAGCUUGUCCAUAUGAUGAUAUCUAUGUAUUUGAUUGUGCUGAUAGUCAUAAAUUAUGUUAUACAUGUUAUUAUCAAUCAUGUCAAACAAAAAUGAAUAAUGGAGAAAUUUUAACAUGUGCAAUUUGUACACAUCCAUUGAAAGAUGGUGAACUUAAUCAACUUCGAAUUCCAUUUGAAGAAUUAAAGAAAAUUCGAGAUUAUCAAAUGAAAAAAACAUUUGAAGUUUAUUCAAGUCGAACUCGAGGAAUAAUAAAAUGUCCAAAACAAAAUUGUACUUGGGUUGCUGAAGCUGCUGAUCCAAAUGAACGUUUUAGAGUUACAUGUCUACUUUGUAAUAAUGAAUUUUGUUCUCUUUGUAAUCAACAAUAUCAUUAUCGUACAACAUGUCAACAACUUCCUCAAAUAACACAACGAUGGUUUUUUUGGUGUCAAACAGAACGUGCUCGUUAUUUAGCAAUGAGAGCUCAACAAGAUGCAACAUAUGGAGCUCAAUUAGAAGAAUAUAAUCGUCGACAUACGGAAAAUGAAAAUCGAAAUCGUGAUUUACGUCGUCGUUAUGAUGAAUUAAUGAAUGAUGAACAAUAUAAAGUUCAAAAUUGUCGUCUUUGUCCAUCAUGUAAACGAGUUGUUCAACGUCUUGAAGGUUGUGAUUCAAUGAUAUGUGGACAAGAUGCACACGGUGGAAAUGUUCAAUCUGGUUGUGGAACUAAAUUUAAUUGGGCACAAGCUCAACAAUAUACACCUUCAACUACAGCACAACCCAAACAAAAAAUUGUUGAUCUUCCUAAACCAGAUAUUCCUGUUGUUCAUCAUAAUGGUAUCAAAUGUGAUCAAUGUCAAAAUGAUGUUAAUGGAAUUCGUUUUGAUUGUAUUCAUUGUCCAUCAUUAACAUUUUGUGAAAAAUGUGAAGAACAAGCAACAUUAAAUCAUUCAAGAGAAAAUCAAGCGUUUGAACUACAACAACAUGUUUUUAGACUUAUUAUGAAACCAGAAGAAGAAGCUACUUUAUUUUAA
This is a messenger RNA of Adineta steineri, 3180 nucleotides long. Lineage: Eukaryota; Metazoa; Rotifera; Eurotatoria; Adinetida; Adinetidae. The record is from the annotation of a GenBank genome assembly.